Musa acuminata subsp. malaccensis (wild Malaysian banana) is the source of this 2253-nucleotide messenger RNA. Its product is annotated as pentatricopeptide repeat-containing protein At1g06140, mitochondrial. Gene Ontology annotation, cellular component: intracellular membrane-bounded organelle. NCBI's taxonomy places the organism in Eukaryota, Viridiplantae, Streptophyta, Magnoliopsida, Zingiberales, Musaceae. Gene Ontology annotation, molecular function: RNA binding; zinc ion binding; protein binding. The record is from RefSeq and is a predicted model, not a curated record. Gene Ontology annotation, biological process: RNA modification.
GCCGCCGUUGAGACAAGGUUUAGAUGAUGUGGCGUCAACAGGGUCGGUUAUCCGGCAUCACUGACGUUCGAGUGUCGCGUGUAAAGAGGAUUAUUUCAAGGCGCGCUCUUUCUCUCUCGCCCAUUGAUGCAAACAGAUGUGUGGCGAUCCUACCCUCCGCGACAAGCUUCUUUCCGGCCACUCCAAACAUCUGAGUUCCUUCUUCCCCCGCUGCUUCUCCCUCCGCCGCCUCCGGCAGCUACACGCCCAACUCUUCCUCUAUGGUCUCCACCACUCCACCGUCUUCGGCUCCCGCCUCGCCCACGCCUACUUCGAGCUCGACGCUCCCCGACACGCCCAGCAAGCGUUCGACCAAAUCCACAUGAAGACGCCCCACUCCUGGAACACCAUGCUCUCCGGCUACUUCAGCACCCACAACCUCGCCGACCUCCUGCGUCUCUAUAAGAUCUCCCGCGCCCGGAACCACAGGCCUGAUACCUUCAGUUUGGCCUUCGGCCUGCGAGCUUGCGUCGGCCUCUUUCUGUUCGACUUCGGGAGGUCGAUUCACUCGGAAGCCAUCCGAUCCAACCUCGAUCUAGCUGAGUACGUGGUUGUCCCGCUCAUCAACAUGUAUGUCGAAUUGGGCACUAUGGAGGACGCCGAGAAGGUCCUCCGCCGGGUUCCUCCGGGGAUUCCCACAGUUUGGGGUCUCAUGAUGAAAAGCUACGUCAUGGCGUCGUUGGACGUCAAAAUCUUCGAUUUGUUCCAUCAGAUGAAGGAGUUGGGACAUGAACUGGAUCAACUUUCUGCCGUUUAUUUGGUUCGUGCUUGCGGAAACAUUCAAGCAGCCAAGGCGGGGUGUAUGCUUCAUGCCAUCUGUUUGAAGAAGAACUUCCUGGAGGCAUGUAUCCACUUGCAGACCUCACUCGUCGACAUGUAUGGUAAGAGCGGAAUGGUUGAUUCGGCAAAGAAGAUGUUCGACGAAAUGCCCUGCAAGGAUGUCGUCUCAUGGAGCUCGAUGGUUGCGAGCCUGGCCCAGUGUGGGAGAGCCUGGGAGUCGCUUCACCUUCUUCGUGACAUGUUUGACCAGUCGAUUUUGCCGAACGCAGUCACUCUUGCCAGUGCCCUCCUUGCGUGCUCAAACCUCGGGGCUUUGCAGCAGGGUAAGAGUGUGCACGCCUACAUGGUCCGCAACAAUGUUGAACUGGAUGUGGUGAGUAAUACUGCUCUCCUCGACAUGUAUGCAAAAUGUGGAUCCAUGGAGGUUGCUCACAAGGUCUUCGCUGAUAUGCCGGAGAGGAAUGUGUUCUCUUGGAGUGCAAUGAUCGGAGGGUUGGGCAUGCACGGGAUGUGCUCAAGAGCUCUGGAACUUUUUGAGCACAUGAAGUCUGAGAAUCUCGCACCCAAUUCUGUCACGUUCGUCGCAGUUUUAUCUGCUUGUAGCCAUUCUGGUAGGGUCGAAGAAGGGCGUCGCUACUUCAAGUCCAUGACUGAGGAUUACAAACUAAAUCCGAAGCACGAGCACUACACAUGCAUGGUUGAUCUUCUUGGGCGAGCUGGGCUAUUGGAGGAAGCCGAAUCUUUGAUCAAGGAAAUGCCAAUAGAGGCUGGUCCUAGUGUUUGGGGAGCUCUCUUGGGUGCCUGUCGAAUCCACAAGCAGAUAGACAAGGCGAAACAAGUGGCCGAUAAGCUCUUUGUCUUGGAGCCUGAUCAACGCGGGGCACAUGUGCUGCUUUCAAACAUUUAUGCCACAGCUGAAAUGUGGGACAUGGUGAAGAACACAAGAGAGUUGAUGAGCAAAAGGGACCUGCAAAAGACAGUCGGCUUCAGCACAAUUGAGGUUGACAAGAAAGUCUACGUUUUCGAUGCAAUUGGCAGAACGAGAGCAUCGUUGAGCUCUGGCACAAGCUGAGUGGUGAGACGAAAGCAUUAGAUUAUGUUCCACACUUUUUAUCUUUCGCACUUCAUGAUGUGGAUGAUGAGGCAAAGUAGGAGAUGCUUUGCGGUCACAGCGAGAAGUUGGCAAUGGUUUUUGGCCAUCUAAAGACUAAAGAUGGGUUGCCACCGAGGAUAACAAAAAACUUGAGUGUGUGGACAUUGCCACAUAGCCAGUAAAUAUAUCUCCUUGAUCACUGGAAGAGAGAUAAUAAUGAGAGAUUCUAAGAGAUUUCAUCGUGUCAAAGAUGGAUCUUGCUCCUGUGGGGAUUACUGGUAAUCAAUUUCAGUUCUUGUAUUCUAUAUUCAAAAUGAUACGCAAGUCCUUUCUUUUCUUGA